UCCCCCUUAGGAGAAGUCGGGAAGGUGGCAGCGGCGGCGGUGGCGGUUGUCCCGCCCGGCCGGUUGGUGUGACCGGUCGGCGCGUGCUGCGCAGCUCCCUCGCCUUGUCCAGCCCGGCGGAGCCGAGCGGAGGCCGAGACCGGAGUCCGCGAGGGCGGAGGGCGGCGGCGGCCAGGGCGGCCCGUGGGAGGGAGCGCGGGGCCCCGGCAGCGCCGCCGGCUCCCGGCCCUGCCGGCCUCCUCGGUCGGAGCCGCGGCCAUGGCGGCCAGCGCGAAGCGGAAGCAGGAGGAGAAGCACCUGAAGAUGCUGCGGGACAUGACGGGGCUGCCGCACAACCGCAAGUGUUUCGACUGCGACCAGCGCGGCCCCACCUACGUGAACAUGACGGUCGGCUCGUUCGUGUGCACCUCCUGCUCCGGCAGCCUGAGAGGGUUAAAUCCACCUCACAGGGUGAAAUCUAUCUCCAUGACAACAUUUACACAACAGGAAAUUGAAUUCCUGCAAAAACAUGGAAAUGAAGUCUGCAAACAGAUUUGGCUAGGAUUAUUUGAUGAUAGAUCUUCAGCGAUUCCAGACUUCAGGGAUCCACAAAAAGUGAAAGAGUUUCUACAAGAGAAAUAUGAAAAGAAAAGAUGGUAUGUUCCACCAGAGCAAGCCAAAGUGGUGGCAUCGGUUCAUGCGUCUAUUUCAGGGUCUUCUGCCAGCAGCACAAGCAGCACCCCAGAGGUCAAGCCCCUGAAAUCUCUGUUGGGAGAUUCUGCACCAGCACUGCACUUAAAUAAGGGCACACCUAGUCAGUCCCCAGUUGUAGGUCGCUCUCAAGGGCAGCAGCAGGAGAAGAAGCAGUUUGACCUUUUGAGUGAUCUUGGCUCAGACAUCUUUGCUGCUCCAGCUCCUCAGUCAACAGCUACAGCCAAUUUUGCUAACUUUGCACAUUUUAACAGUCAUGCAGCUCAGAAUUCUGCAAAUGCAGAUUUUGCAAACUUUGAUGCAUUUGGACAGUCUAGUGGUUCGAGUAAUUUUGGAGGUUUCCCCACAGCAAGUCACUCUUCUUUUCAGCCCCAGACUACAGCAUUUAGAGUACUUUCAUCUAGCUGCAGUUUUGGUGAAUUUACUUCAGCUUUUCCUCUCCAGGCUGCCCACAGUGGAAGUGCUGGAUCAGUAAAUGCUAAUUUUGCUCAUUUUGAUAACUUCCCCAAAUCCUCCAGUGCUGAUUUUGGAACCUUCAGUACAUCCCAGAGUCAUCAGACAGCAUCAACUGUUAGUAAAGUUUCAACAAACAAAGCUGGUUUACAGACAGCAGACAAAUAUGCGGCACUUGCUAAUUUAGACAAUAUCUUCAGUGCUGGGCAAGGAGGUGAUCAAGGGAGUGGUUUUGGGACCACGGGUAAAGCUCCUGUUGGUUCUGUGGUUUCAGUUCCCAGUCAUUCAAGUGCAUCUUCAGACAAGUAUGCAGCUCUGGCAGAGUUAGACAGCGUGUUCAGUUCUGCAGCCACCUCCAGUAAUGCGUACACGCCCACCAGUAAUGCUAGCAGCAGUGUCUUUGGAACAGUGCCUGUGGGUGCCUCUGCUCAGACACAACCUGCUUCAAGUGGUCCUGCUCCGUUUGGGGCUACGCCUUCUACGAAUCCAUUUGUUGCUGCUACUGGUCCUUCUGCGGCAUCGUCUACAAACCCAUUUCAGACCAAUGCCAGAGGAGCAACAGGCCUUUCUGGAGCAAUGCAUUCUCAAGUGUUUCCUCACGCUCAUUUUGCGGCAACCUUUGGCACCGCAUCUAUGAGUAUGCCAGCAGGAUUUGGCACUCCUGCCCAAUACAGUCUCCCUACCAGCUUUAGUGGCAGUUUCCAGCAGCCUGCCUUCCCAGCCCAAGCAGCUUUCCCUCAGCAGACAGCCUUUUCUCAGCAGCCCAAUGGUGCAGGUUUCGCCACAUUUGGACAAACUAAACCAGUGGUAACUCCUUUCGGUCAAGUAGCAGCUGCUGGAGUGUCUAGUAAUCCUUUUAUGACUGGUGCACCAACGGGACAAUUUCCAACAGGAAGCUCAUCAACCAAUCCUUUCUUAUAGCCUUAUAUAGACACUGUACUGGAACGAACUUUUAUGUGAUCAUAUUACAUCUCUUCGCCUCUUGCACUGUUGUCUUGUUUCACUGAUCUUAGCUUUAAACAUGAGAGAAGUCUUUAAAAUGCCUGCAUUGUGUAUUAAACACCAGGUAAUAUGAGCAAAACAGGGCUCAGCAACAACUUUUCACUUGUGAAUGGGCAGGAAAAGGUAGCGGCAUCAUGUAAGUUAGAAUUGGCUAAUGUUAAGUUAUUGCAGAUCCCACACUCAUUAUGCUGCAGUACUGUACAUAUUUUUCUUAGAAAUUAGCUAUUUGUGCAUAUCAGUAUUUGUAACUUUAACACAUUGUUAUGUGAGAAAUGUUACUGGGGAAAUAGAUCAGCCACUUUUAAGGUGCUGUCAUAUAGCUUGGAAUGAAUGAUUAAAAUCAUUUGAAGCAUUGCUUCUGGAAAAUUCAAAUUGGAAGGUUUUAUUCAUUCUUGAAUUUUUCCUUCUCAAGAGUUCUUCUAUUCAUACAUGGCUAAGUUCUUUAAAGAUAUGGAGGACACCUGUCUGCGGAAUAAAGCUGAUCAUGUUUUGCUACAGUUUGCAGGUGAACAAAAUAAAUCUUAGAAAAUAUGCUAUUGUUUUUGUGUUCUUGCUGCAAUGCCUUUACCAAAGUGGCCUUAAAUAAUGAGUAGUUGAGUUGAGAACAUCUUGAACUCUUAAAGACUUCUAGUGACUAACUUUUUUUAAAAGGCCAUGUAGAAAAUUUAUUAAAACUACUAGGACUGCUAUAUUCAGGAAUGUGACAGUGGAAAAGCAUUUAAAUGUAGCUUGUCAGAUUCACCAUGCUACUUCUAAUUUCUCUGCAACUUCUUAAUUUUGUGAAAUUUGUAAAUAUGGAGAAUUUGCAUGUAUGUGUAUUUACAAAUAUUUUUUAAAGAUCUUGAAUUCUCAGACUGCAAAAGGCCUACUUUAACUAUUUUUCCCUCUGUUUUCACUGUCUUUGAAUGUAUUGGAAGCAGACAUGCAUUGACUGUGACAUGGUUGCACCUGAGGCUUCCCCCUCACUUUCUGGACAGACUGAUACCAUCUAUCAAACAUUUGUUUGUGUUGAUUUGGGGAUAAAGAAAAAAGAACCCAAUGUUACCUUAAAGUGAUGAAAUACUUGUGUAAAAAGGUAGCAAUACUAAUUUUAGUUUAUCUUUUUGUUAAUAUUCAAAUGAACUGUUAAAUAUUUAUAUGUAGUAAUGCCUCGUUCAUCCCAGGAUAAUCUGGCCCUUUCAUCGAAACCAAAUACAACUAAGAAUUAAAAUGAUUAAAAAGAAAUUUUUGAACAAUACCCCUAAGUUAUGAAUUUUGUAUGUACAGUAUAUGCAUUUCUUUAAAUGUGUUUAAUAGUUUGGUAACUUGAUUUAUUGGUCCAUAGCAUAUUAGUGCUGAUGAAAGGAAGGGUCCAGAAUAAGAAUGGAGAGCACGUACUGCCAAAGGCCCCAUAGGGACAGCCAGCCCAGUUGAGAGGUAGUGACUCUGUGCCAUCAAAAAAAGCAGAAAUUGCACAUACAGUAUGCAAUGCCUGUUAGAAAGUAACAAAAUUUUUUUAAAGCAUUGGUUUUAAGCGAUAUAAGCAUCACUUUUCUCACACAUUUUAUUUAUAUUGGAUGUAUUUUUGCAGUGAUGGCUAUUAUCAUACUCUUAAAGUCUCGGUGUUUACUUGAAGCACUGCAGUUGGGUGCCAUCCUUAUUGGGAAGUUGUGCUUUAUAUGUACUUGUCAAGUGAUGUGCCUGAGACUUAGUCCCCUCUGAACAACCUGCCACUGAGAAUCUAGUUAGUGUGCUGAGGCUCUCCUGCAUUUUGGGCAUAGUCUUGAACUCUGUACAUUUGGGGGAUCUCAUCUGUUUUCAUGGAGGGAAAACUUAAAUGUCUUUAAACUUUUGUUUGAGAUUGUGUCAGAUCCAUAUCAAUUCACAUGUUCAAGUUAAACUAUAUAAUUAUAGGCCAUUCAUUACCCAGAUGACCCACCAGACUUUCCAUCUAUUAAGUAAAUUAAACAGUUGUUAUCAAAAUAACUGUAAAGGCUAUUUUUUCUAGAAGAUCUGAGAUAUAUAAUUAGAUGGGGGUGGAGAGACUGUUUUGACUUUCAGUGAGUGCCUAUAAUAAAAAUACAAGUACUUAGGUUCAAAACAGUUCCAGUGUCAACGUGGGUCUUCACAUGCUUUUUGUCUUUUAAAAAUCCCCAUCUUUUAGGCUUAAAUUUGGGUGUGCUUCUAGUUUUGGACACUGUGUUGAGCAUUGAGAGCCUAGUGCUCAGAGCAGUGACUGAGGGUCUUCACACUGCGGGCUCAGUGCGCACAGCAGGCUUCCUGCUCUGCCUCUCACCAGAAAUGAAGUUCUAUGGUGAUCAAUUUAAAAUCGUCUUGAUCUUUAUGAUUUAAGGAAUGUUUUAGUUUAGACUUUUUUUUUUUUAAUAAAGGAUAGGUUGUCAUCUUCCAUAAGAUCAUUUGUUCUGUAAAUUAAAUACCCGUUCUAUGGGAGGUACUUGGUAACUCUUCCUGUCAGUUGCAAAGUGGAGAGAGUGACUGGCUGUGUACAGUCACUGUGCCAGCAUUUAUGAAACAAGCUGUUUCACAGUCAUAGUUCUUAUAACUGUUGAUGGUCCCAGCAGGAGCUUUAGUUUAUGAGACUUGACUCUUUCAUAGGUUAGUAUAUUACAAAUAAAUACAGAGGGAUUUCUAAAGCAUACCUUUUAGAUUUGACUGUAAUAGCCCUAUUACUUGUUAACAUAGAUAUUUUAUGUAAAAUAACUUUUCCAAAAUGACAACAGACACUGUUUAUAUUUUGCCCACCUUUUCAAUGUCAGGUUUAAUAGAAACUGAAGAUAGUCACACUACUUGCAUUCAGACUCAGACUCUUCAUGUACCACAGCAGGGAGGCACUGAAACUGUGCUGUGCACUUGUGAAAUCCAGAUGGUGAGAAAGGCACAAACCACCUUAGAAUUAGUAGAAAAGCAACUAAACCUGGUGCAGGGAUUCAGGGUCCCCAGAUAACAUUUUGAGAACACAGCACUUUAAAUUUGUGUGUUCCUGAUAUAUUUACCUCUGUCUAGGGAAAUCUUGCUCCUUCUGAACUUAAAGGGGUUGUUUACUUUGGUGAAAUUCCAGUUGAAAUCAUUGUUAAAUAUUUUAAAGAACUAAUGGUGAUGGUGUGGGUGUGGUGUGUUUUACACCCUAAGUGGUUUUCUUCUGUCAGCUCAUGUAUUGGAAUCUACAAGGCAUAGAACAGGUAAGCUAGUAACAGUUUUAUCCUUGGGAGAAAGUACUAUUGGGUUAAAUUGUGCUUUAAUAUUUAGGGGUUAGUAGACCUUAUCUCUUUACCAAGCUACUUACUUUCUUUAUUCUCAAAAAUACUUAAAUCAUGUAACAUGAAUUCUUGUAUACUUUGAUGAAAGUACUAUUCGUUCCAUAGAGUCUUGUUUUGUUUGCUUUUUUAAAUGGCAGGAUCUUUACAUAGUCCUGGCUGUCCUGGAACUCCAGCCUCAAACUCAGAGAAAUCGUCUGCCUCUGCCACCACACCCAGCUAGCCCACUGUAGGGUAGUGGGAUGAGAUGGAACAGCUUGCCACCUCAGGUUGACAGUGGCACAUUGUAUGGGACAGCUUACCUUUAAUAUGUAGUCUGUUCCCCCCACAGUUUCAAAAUUUGCUUUUUUAAAGGUAAUUAAAAGUUUGUAUAAAUUAGCUUAUUGUAUUGAAUUUAUCAGUUAGUUGAACCUUGUGUAUUUUAAAGCAGUGUUAUUACUUUGCUUUUUGUAUGGUUGUGUUUGAACAAAUGAAUUUGUGAGGGUAACAAGGACUGUGCUGGUGGGUGUUUGACAGCCAUCUCUGAAGAAAAGAUGAAGGAACCAGCCUUGUAGUAGCAGGCUUAUUUUUACUAGUAGUCAGGGGUCUUGAAAUGCCAUUGAAAGGAGCAUGAGUGGAUCUGCUGAGCCUGCGCUAGACAGCUCCGGCACAGCACUGGUGUGUAACCCCAGAACUCACUAGGUUUACUGCUCCUUUCAUGAUUAGAUCCAGGCUUUGAAAACCUUUAUUUUAUAUUUUUAGUGAUUUCUAUAAGCAUCUAGACGCUAGCUUAUUUCUGAAAGUUCACUAUAAUUUGGAAAUGUCCAAGUGCUGGGAAAGAUUGGGGAAGAUGCUAAUCUUCCCUGAUAUAGGGCUGUAUAGGUGCUUGCUGUCUGCAGCUGUGCAGUAUAGUACUCCAAGAACUGGGUUCAGAUCCCACAGAACAGAGCAUGUACUUGCAAAGGGCUCAUGUCUCCAUGUCACUGCUCUGCUUCCCUGGCCUCUCAGUGAGUAGGUCCUGCACAGGGCCUUCCUCGGGCAGCUUCUCUUCCAAUUUAGUCUUUCCAGUGAAGACUUCUGCCAAGAAGGUAUAUCUAAUAUCCUAUCCAUUCUGCAUGUUUUAUGCCUGUAGUUAAGAGUCCAUUGUUCUGAAAUCUGUACUUGUCCAGUACCUAGAUCUGUGGCGGUUAAUGAAAACAGAAUGUUACUAUUCAUAAAAAGAAAAAAAAAAUCCUAGACAGAACAUUUAAUUGCCAAUAGACAUGCCCAUUGUAUUAAUUUUUAAAAUUGUUUUGUUCUCCAGAGUCUUGACCACUUGUUGUCUGAGUCACAAUCUUAAACAAGUAGCCUUCUGAUUCUAACACUUGAGGUAGCGAAGGUUGUAAACUACUGUUCCAUAGUGUUCCUAGAAUGUGGUGAAUAGAGCCAGAUUUUUGCAGACUUAGAAGUCUUUAUAUGUUCUAAAUGACAUGCUUAGGAUUUUUACACAGGGUAUAAGGUAAAUGCAGAGUGUUUCCCUCUGCACUUACUGUUACUUGUAUUUGUAGUUUUCAGGAAUUCUGUCUAUCGUGUCUGUCUAUAUAUCUGUGCAUGCCUUUCAUGGUUCUGCCUUUUAAAAAUGCAGACUUUUCAACCUUUUCCUUUGUUUUCACGUGGACACCUUUCCAUUUUGCCACGGAUAGCACUAUCCCAUUAUGUGAAUGGCGCCAGGAUCCAGGAGUGGAUGUCCUUUGCAGGAACAUUUUUGCAUGUAUUUGCAUACACAUGCAUACACAUUUAUAUGUAUAUGUAUACACACAUAUAUUACAUACCUGUGUAUGCUUACAUGGAAAUUCUUGAUUUUGCCUGAUAGGGAACUUUCAACAAUACAGAUAAUUCUAUUUUGAGGCUCACCAGCUAUUUAUAUAUGGUAUUUUAUUUCCACCUGAGAAAAAUUUCAGGUCUUUCAAAUAGUUGUAAAAUGCCAGCAUUUACAUUAAACUGUGUGGGCAAUCAGUACACUCACUAUGGAAUCUCAUGUCUUAUUUUAUAUCUUAUUCUUUCUGUCACCCCUACCCGUGACCCUAAAGCUUCUAAAAGAACGGGUUGAAAGUUUCCUUUUCCAGUUUGUCAGUAUUAUGUCUCUCCUCAUUCACAUGAGCUUGGAAUGAAUGAACCCUAUAUUUAUGAAAAAAAGUACAAGUCUAUUUUUUCACAACUAGAGUCUUCAGAAUUAGCUUUUGCUUUGGGAAACAACUCGUAAAAGUUUUGAUUUUUGGCUUCUUACAAAAAUAAUACACAUUUAGUACUAGUUAUACAUAGAACUUGCUUCCUAGAAAAGUUUGUAUUUCGUGAGGAACACUUACCUAAUAACUGACUUGAAAACCCCUCUGUAUGUGGAGGGUAGGAGUGAGGGAAGUUGAAAGGGCAGUAGUCAGGGGCUGGCUUCUGUGGGCUGUUUGGAAAAUGUUGACACGCUGAGGCCUUUGAGGCUCAGUCUUGGUGUGGGGAGUGGUUUUAGAGACUGAUUUUGAUCAUUGUUUCUUUUCCCUUUUGGAGAUACUGAGGAUUGAACCCUCAGUGUUGCACAUGAAUGCUCUACAGCUAAGUCCAGCUAAUUUCUUGUUCAUUGUAAAAUAUUGUUGAAAUAAUUUUUUAAAAAUAAAGAUAUGAAUUUGUGUACCCUUUGGGAUGGCCUCUUCAAUUGUGUCAUAAUAUAACAAGAUGCCCGGGGGAUUGAAAGAUGCUCCUCCAUCUGUAUCUGCUUCCAACAGAAAGGUCUUUUUUCUCUGAUUAGUUUUACCAAACUUCUGGAUAUAGAACGUUUGUUGAUAGAAUUUGGUAUCUUUAUUGAGUAUGUAUUUCGUUUUUAAACAAAAACAAAACAACCCCCUCCUCCAAACCCAAACAUAGUUGAGUUUCUCCUGGUUGAGAUAGAGUGCAGUGAGGGGUACUCAGGGGAUAAAAGCUGAUGGAGGCUGAGGUGCCAUGGAUACAGAGAGGGUGACCUAAACCAAAGUAGAGUACUGGCAAACAGCAUCUAUAAAAAGAAGUACCCAGCUGAGUCCUGAAGUCAAGAACGAUAUAGUUCAAAAUCCAGAGCUGCACAAGCAUGGAGGUCAGGUUAGUGCAGACAUCUAGGGCUUGGAGGAACUCUGAGUUAAUUAUAAAGCAUGGGGAAAAUGAAGGGUGCAGGCACA
Mus pahari (shrew mouse) is the source of this 8557-nucleotide messenger RNA. It is a transcript of the gene Agfg1, whose product is annotated as ArfGAP with FG repeats 1. Gene Ontology annotation, cellular component: cytoplasmic vesicle. Lineage: Eukaryota; Metazoa; Chordata; Mammalia; Rodentia; Muridae. Gene Ontology annotation, molecular function: GTPase activator activity. The record is from RefSeq and is a predicted model, not a curated record. The transcript has 15 exons. Bases 259 to 2064 code for a protein of 601 amino acids.